AUGAAUUUCGGUAAUAGAACAUUGAUUAAUUUAGUCAUGACACUCAAUUCCAAGUCACCAAUGAUUCAAUCUACAAGAAGUUUUCAGUCAAGUAACUUUGCAUUCUCAAAACUAUCAUUAAACAGAUUUACUUCUUCAUUCUUUUCGACAUCAUCAAUAAAUCAAAACACAAAGUUCCAAUAUUCAUCAUUCUCCAAUUUCUUGGAUACUCCAAUUAAAACAAUGUCGAUGGAGAAGUAUAUUAAUAAAGUUUUCGAUAAAACAAUAGAAACUGUAGGUUGCAAAGAUUCAUUUAACGUAUUUCACUGUUCAUUCCAGAAUUGCCAAACAGAGAACAUCCAUGGAGGUGGAGCUAUUGCGAUUUUGAAUGAAAAUGAUGCUAUGAUACGAAUUGGAUACUGCUCAUUCUCCAAGUGUUCUUGCAAAUUGCCUCAGACAUCCGGUGGUGCCAUUCUUAUUACUGAUGGCAACGGAUUCAACGAAAUUAUUUCGAAUUGUUUUACAGAAUGCAAAGCCGGCCUUAGAGGCGAUACAUUCACAAUAAGCUAUAAUGAUGAGACCAACCUCAAAGAUGCAGUUGUCGAAAACUUAAACGUAGAAAACUGUGGCGGAUCGAAAUUGGGAUUCAACUGCGAAUUACGUGCUAGAUCUAUUACAGUUAGAUCUAUUAAUAUUACAAAUUGCGAAGCAAAGACUUGCCCAACCAUCAGAGAACUUUUUAAUUCAAAAUCUUCCUUCAAAUACGUAAAUUUAUACGGAAAUAAGGCAUCAGCCACAUUUUUUAUGGAAAUAGCCACUACAGAUUCAGAUAAAGUUCCAGAAGGAAUGUUGGAUACAUUUAAUUUUGUUAAAUCUUCAAAACGUGACGGUGAAAGUAUCAUUGUCUUCGAGGGAUGCGAUAUAGUUGCUUUCAGACUUGUAUUUGCCUCUACUAGUUCUAGGAUUAUCAUUCAAUCUAGGUCAGAAUCAGGAAGUGUUCAAAUUUACGAUUCACAGUCUGAUAGAGUGUUCUAUUCUUCAGGUCUAGUACAAUAUGGAGAAGGUUGCCGUCUCGCUGAAAUACCUUCCACCUUCGAAAUUUCAAAUGUUUACGAUCCAGGAUGCUAUCACUCGAAAUCUGUUGAGAGAAUAGCAUAUAUUAACUGGCAAUCCAUCGUAACUGGUGUUGGAAUCACUGUUGCCUUCUUCUUGGCCGCAAUUAUCGGAGUUUAUCUUACAAGAAAAUAUAAGAAGUCUGUGACUGAUAAGAUCGAUCAGGAAGUUAUCGGUGACCUCACAGCUCUUGUAAAUUAA
Trichomonas vaginalis G3 is the source of this 1293-nucleotide messenger RNA. RefSeq lists its product as uncharacterized. The record is from RefSeq and is a predicted model, not a curated record. Lineage: Eukaryota; Parabasalia; Trichomonadida; Trichomonadidae. Bases 1 to 1293 code for a protein of 430 amino acids. The transcript has a single exon.